GACGCCAUCACCGCGCGACCGCUUUCCGGGAGACAGGAGUCACAAGCCACAAGGUACCGUUCGCGACUGGUUUUGAGUUUUUCUCGAGUUCCAUCCAAACUGGUCAUAAUGGCAGGUGAAGAAAUUAAUGAAGAUUAUCCCAUGGAAAUUCAUGAGUAUUUGUCAACAUUUGAGAACUCCAUUGGUGCUGUGGAUGAGAUGUUGAAAACCAUGAUGUCUGUUUCUAGAAAUGAAUUGUUACAGAAGUUGGACCCACUUGAACAAGCAAAAGUGGAUUUAGUUUCUGCAUACACGUUAAAUUCAAUGUUUUGGGUUUAUUUGGCUACUCAAGGAGUUAAUCCUAAGGAACAUCCCAUAAAACAGGAAUUGGAAAGAAUCAGAGUAUACAUGAAUAGAGUCAAGGAAAUAGCAGACAAGAAAAAGGCUGGAAAACUGGACAGGGGUGCAGCUUCAAGAUUUGUAAAAAACGCUCUCUGGGAGCCGAAACCCAAGCAUGCAUCAAAAGUUACCAAUAAAGGAAAAAAUAAAAAUUAGCUUUUCGGUGUUGAUGCACACAUAUUCAAAAAGUAUAUCAUUUUUAUUAUCAUCAAAAGUAUCUAAUUAUGUGGCAAUGAAAGGCUUAAAUGUAUUUCUUGUUGAAUUUAUAUGUAAAUAUGUUCUUUGGAUUUGUAAUGCAAAAAUAGUUUUUCCCCAAGAAAGAUUAUUUUUAUUGAUGUUCUCAUAGAGCAGUCUGAAGUUUUAAUGUUAUGAUCUAUUUUAUAUGUAUAGUUUACCAUCUCUUCUGAUGACACUUAUUUCUUUAUAUAGGUCAGUCUUGCAAGUAUCAUUUUAUAAGCAGCUGACUUUAAGCUAAAUGUUCUAUACUAUUUUAAAUGAAUAAUGACCUUAUCUCUGGGCUGGAUUUAUAAGUACAUCUAUUUUCACUAUGUGAUACUAAGAAAGAAUGAAAUGACUUAAUGUCCCUUUUUUCCCCCAUGUAGUUAAUUCAUCAUGUUUUCAUGAGUUGAGGAAUUAAUUGCCUUUUUGAAAUUCGGAGUGUGAAAUUAAAACUUUAAGGUUGUACUUUAAUUUUUGGCACAUUGCCUCAGUGUCCCAUUUAAUAUAAAAUAUAUUCUCAUAAACUUUACAUGGGAAAUAAGGUUGAAUGUUGAUGACUGAAUUUUGGCCAAACUGCUCUCCCCUCUUAAAAAAGACUGUAAAUGUUCUGUAGUUGACUUACUUUUUUGUUUUUGUUAUCCUUAAAAUUGCUUUUAGAAGGUAUUAGGAGAAAUC
Messenger RNA from Ochotona princeps (American pika), 1272 nucleotides. RefSeq names its product C1D nuclear receptor corepressor (gene C1D). Gene Ontology annotation, cellular component: exosome (RNase complex); nucleolus. Gene Ontology annotation, biological process: regulation of gene expression; maturation of 5.8S rRNA. The coding region runs from base 109 to 534 and encodes 141 amino acids. NCBI's taxonomy places the organism in Eukaryota, Metazoa, Chordata, Mammalia, Lagomorpha, Ochotonidae. The record is from RefSeq and is a predicted model, not a curated record. The transcript is spliced from 5 exons. Gene Ontology annotation, molecular function: DNA binding; RNA binding.